AUGGGCAAGAUCAUCUUCUACGAGGACAGGAACUUCCAGGGGCGCAACUAUGACUGCAUGAGCGACUGCUCUGAUAUCUCCUCUUACCUGAGCCGCGUUGGUUCAAUCAGGGUGGAGAGUGGUUGUUUCAUGGUCUAUGAGCGCAAUGGCUUCACGGGAAACCAGUUCUUCCUGAGGAGGGGCGAGUACCAUGACAUACAGCGCAUGAUGAGUAUGGGCAUGAUGUUCGACACUAUCAGAUCCUGCCGCAUGAUUCCUCCAUACAGAGGAUCCUUCAGAAUGAGGAUCUACGAGAGGGACAACUUCGGAGGACAGAUGUAUGAGUUGAUGGAUGACUGUGACAACAUCAUGGAACGUUUCCGUAUGACUGACUGCCAGUCCUGCCAUGUGAUGGAUGGCCACUGGCUCAUGUAUGAGCAGCCCCACUACAGAGGCAGGAUGGUCUACUUCAGACCUGGAGAGUACAGGAGCUUCAGAGAUAUGGGAUACAGCAACAUGAGAUUCGUGAGCAUGAGGCGUAUCACUGAUAUGUGUUAA
This is a messenger RNA of Onychostoma macrolepis, 537 nucleotides long. Its product is annotated as gamma-crystallin M1-like. The record is from RefSeq and is a predicted model, not a curated record. The coding region runs from base 1 to 537 and encodes 178 amino acids. Gene Ontology annotation, biological process: visual perception; lens development in camera-type eye. The transcript is spliced from 3 exons. Gene Ontology annotation, molecular function: structural constituent of eye lens. Lineage: Eukaryota; Metazoa; Chordata; Actinopteri; Cypriniformes; Cyprinidae.